Molecule: messenger RNA, 2141 nt
Organism: Peromyscus californicus insignis
Lineage: Eukaryota; Metazoa; Chordata; Mammalia; Rodentia; Cricetidae
Product: MHC class I-like protein MILL2
Biological process (GO): immune response; antigen processing and presentation of endogenous peptide antigen via MHC class Ib; positive regulation of T cell mediated cytotoxicity
Cellular component (GO): external side of plasma membrane
Source: RefSeq, a predicted model, not a curated record
UUUAUCACGAAGCCAUUGAGAGGGAAAAAAUGGAAGCCAGUUCUGUAAACCCCGGACUCUUCCUGUGUGUCUCACUGCUGCUGUUCACGGUGGAUUCAGAACUAUGCUGCCUCCGGGAAACCCAUACACUGCGCUAUGACCUCACAGUCUGGUUUCCAGAGGACUCUUGGAAGCACCCAUUCCCAGUCUUAGUAUACGCUGAUGAUGAGCUCUUCCUGCGCUACAACGGGCACAGCAGGAGAGCAGAGGCCGUGGGGCCCAAGAUCAAGGGACAUGCAGGAGCUGAGCUCUGGACAAGAGAGACUGAGGGCCUGCAGAAAAAGGAGGAGCAACUCAGGAGGAUGCUGGCUGAGGUCACAAGCCAGCAGGGCCAGAAGAAGGGCCUUCACACCCUCCAGGAAACCUUGGGCUGUGAGCUUCAGGGAAACCAGAGCACUGGAGGCUUCUGGCGCCUGGGCUACGAUGGGCAGAACUCCCUCACCUUUGACCAGAAGACUCUCAGAUGGACAAUGACUGUGCCCUCCACCCAGCAGACCAAGGUGUUCUGGGAGACACGUGCACCCAGAGCUGAUGAAUUUAAGACUUUCUUGGAGGACAUAUGUCCUGCUCAGCUCCAGGGAUAUCUGGCUUUCUUGAAGAACUUUCCACCGGAUACAGGCCUCCCGGAGGUGAAGGUGACCAACAGGACAUACCCAGUGGGCAGGAUCACCCUGACAUGCUGGGCUUUUAACCUGUAUCCUGCUGUGGCCACCCUGGCCUGGCUUCAGGAUGGAAAGCCGACACAGCAGCGUACCUUUGGGCCUGGGACCAUCCUGCCCAGUGGGGACGGGACCUACCAGACCUGGGUGUCCAUUUGGGUUCUUCCUGGACAGGAACCAGAGUUCACCUGCCACCUGAGGCACCAAACCCAUGACAUCAAGGUCCCUGCUGCCCCUGGUGAGAAAAUGGGGCAACCGUUCACCUCAGGGGGUAGGAGGCAGGGGCAGGAAGGACCCAUAGGACACAGUCACCACUCACUUCAUGGCAGUCCAGGGCGUGCUGCUGAGUACAUUCAUGAUGCUGCCACCUCCCAAGCCGCCUCAGCUGUUUCUGCACUCCCCAUGGUGUUGGUGGUGGUGCUGGCCAGAGCCAACUGAAGCCAGAACACAAAGAACAGAAAACUACCGGGGCCCUUAAUGCCCCGGAGGAGCAGCGAAGUUUCCCCCAGUCAGCCUUCACCCAGAAGUGCAGAGCUCGGCAAAGGCGCCUUCCUCUGGCCUGGAUCACCAGCUUUGGUAAGGAGGGGAGGGGCACUGGGGUGAGGCUAGCGCCAGUGGUCCAGCAGGACCAUCACAAACUUGGUCACCUUCUGUCUUCUCUGCCUUCUCACGCGCUGGCCACACUAAUUUUGGCUUCCCUCGUGAACGCAAGCUGGCUUCCAGAACUUCCCACGGUUAUGAGCUCCCUCCGAGAACAUCAGUAGCUUCACAAUACUUUCCACUCUGUCUCCCAACAACAGCAGCCAGAUCGCUCAAAGUUGCGAAAUCACUCACAUGACUCUGUGCCCUAGGAAUGAAAUGCAAGCCCCACUCCUCACACACCCCAGUUCUUUCUACACCAACAAUUCCUCCAACCUUUUAAAAGUUCCACGCCUAGGGGGUCUCUCCUCUCCUCCCCGCCCUUCGUUCACGGCGGGCCCUCCUCUGGACCUUUCUUCCUGGCUUCUUGAGCUGAUUAAGUCAAGCAGGAGAGACUGAAAUGUGUGACUUUGGGACACCAGCAUAAAACCCAGGAAAUUUAUACAGCUGGUAGUUCCUAUUAUGAUUGUCGCUGAGGUUAGCACGAGCGAACUGCUCUGUGUGUAGGAGGGAGUUGGGGAUGGAUCACAACAGAAACCCUUCCGGGUUCAGCGGCGGCUUUUGCAAAUGCUGGCUAGAAAGCCCGGAGAAUGAGGGAAAGCCGCCAUCUGGUGGAGAAAGGAGGGAACUAUGGGAACCCAGCCCAUCAAACGCCUGCCCACCACACCCCUACCUCCCAUGAAAUCCCAAAUAGAAGUCAAAGCUAAUAUGCUUCCCGGAACCCUGAAACUUCCAGACAACCAGAGUAAUUGUGUGAAAUAUAUUUCUUCUUGAAAUAGUUACUGGUUUUUUUAUUUACUUCUU